Molecule: messenger RNA, 3626 nt
Organism: Xyrauchen texanus (razorback sucker)
Lineage: Eukaryota; Metazoa; Chordata; Actinopteri; Cypriniformes; Catostomidae
Product: tyrosine-protein phosphatase non-receptor type 5-like
Exons: 15
Coding region: 493-2058 (521 amino acids)
Biological process (GO): protein dephosphorylation
Molecular function (GO): protein tyrosine phosphatase activity
Source: RefSeq, a predicted model, not a curated record
AUACCUCACACGUAAAGACCUUUCCAAAAAUCAAUCAAAAGGAAUAUCACGAAACAAAAAUAAUAGCCUACACGGAAAGACAGAAAAGGAGAGAAAGAGACCCUCCUCAUUGUGAUUGUCAGUAAAGAGAGGCGGGCUGAUAUGUAAAGCCGCAGUCGAGCUCUGCAGCGUCUCGCGCUGCCUCUGCGCGCGUCGCCGCGAGCGCUGUGAUGUGAAUAUUAAUGAUGUUGCGCGAAUCUCCGCGCUCAUUUUCACCGCUUUCACCAAUGUGAGAGAUACAUAUGGACAGCUAUUUAUUUGGUAUCGCUCAGUAACUCCUACUGUUGGUUGACUUGGCACGCAGGGUCCUCGGCUUGUCUCGCCAUCUGUACCCACUUCAUACAGAGCUGCAUGAAACUACCCUAGUGUGGUCCUGAGAGAGGCAUCUGUCACUGUCAUGUGAGGCUAUUGUUGAUUCUUUAUAAACUAUAGACAGGAAGUUUCAAGAGCAGCAUGGCAGAAGCCCCUGUUGGUGAGGACACACCCAAAGAGCAGGAUAGUGCCACCCCACUUACUCAUUACCCCCUGCUGGGGUUUGGGUCUGGUCUGUGGGGGAGAGUACUGAAAGCAAGUGUUACAGCUGGAGCUUUCCUCCUGCUGUACACACUGUCUCAACUCACUGGUUUGUGGGUCCUUUACAUGCUGAAUGGAUACAGGGCUUUUCCAGCAGCACACAAAGUUUUGGAUCUUCUUCAGUACCUUCUCUCCACCAGUGAUGCCUCUGAUCAGCAGGUGGAGAUUUGGAGGGUGGAUAGUUUGUUGCCCCUCAUAGCCACACUCUUCUUAGGCGUAGUCAUCCUUGGUAUUGGAGCUCUGUUCUGCGUUAAAACCCUGGUGCCUGGCAACGCCCCUUGUUUCCCUGAAGACCGGCGUCAGUCAAUGAGCAGGCAACCCUCCUUUACAUAUUCAGAAUGGACAGAUGCUAAACAGGAUGAUUUCUAUGAGUUGGAUGCUGUUCCUGAGACACCUGUGUUUGACUGCUAUAUGGACAUGAAGACUGAGUCAGACCCAGUCUCUCUCACAGUCAAAUCUGUGGGCUUGCAAGAAAGGAGAGGUUCAAACGUGUCACUGACUCUGGACAUGUGCACCCCUGGCACUACAGAACCCUAUGGGGCAUUGCUGUCCCCCAGAGAGCAGAGCACACAUGAAUACCUGCAGAAUGCAUCCAACCUGCUUACACCUGAGGAGCUACACAAGCGUGCACUGGACGAUGCUAUACUGCAGGCUGAGUUCUAUGAGACACCCAUGAACUUUGUGGAUCCAAAGGAAUACAGCAUUCCUGGUGUGGUGAGGAAGAAUCGCUACAAAACCAUACUACCAAACACACAUAGCAGAGUGUGCUUGAAAGCAAAAGAGGAGGGUGAUUUUCUUAGCACCUACAUCAACGCAAAUUAUUUGAAGGGCUAUGGAGGGAGCGAGAAGGCGUACAUUGCCACACAGGGUCCUACUGUAAACACAGUGGGGGAUUUCUGGAGGAUGGUUUGGCAGGAGCACUGUCCCGUUAUUGUCAUGAUCACCAACAUCGAAGAGAAAAAUGAGAAAUGCACAGAAUACUGGCCAGAGGACAGUGUGACUUGUGAGGGUAUCGAGAUCACUGUCGAACAGGUUAUUCAGACAGAUGACUAUAGUCUGAGGAUUUUCACUGUGAAGAGUGAGGGUGAGGAGCGUACUCUCAGACAGUACUGGUACACAUCCUGGCCGGAUCAAAAAACUCCAGAUAAAGCCCCGCCUCUGCUGGAAUUGGUUCAGGAAGUGGAGGAAGCAAGAAAACAGGCUCCUCCCAACAGUGGCCCUGUCAUUGUCCAUUGCAGUGCAGGGAUAGGACGCACUGGCUGUUUCAUUGCUACCUCCAUUUUGUGUCAGCAACUAAGCAAUGAAGGGGUGGUUGACAUCCUGAAGACCACUAGCCAGCUACGCUUGGACAGAGGUGGGAUGAUUCAGACAGCGGAACAGUAUCAGUUUGUUCAUCAUGUACUCAGCCUAUAUGAAAGACAGCUUCGGAAGACCUCAGAAGAGUAGAGCCUCUAUGAGUGCACAACCUUCACACCACUCCUAACAGAGCCGAUGACCUUCAUCUGAACAUAUGCGGCAAGGACUGACGUUCAGUACUUCAUGUCUUAACAAACAACAGUAGUUUAGGUUGAACUAUCUUUUACGAGCAGGCACAAUUUUAGAUUUCAUCUGUUCCUUAAUUCCACCUGCCUGCUCUCCACUCUCCGUAGCCAAUAGCCAAAUCUCAUGCCUAAUCAAGACACCACUCAGUUAUUAAACAUACUUUUUCUGUUCAUCGCCAUUACAGUUACAUAAACUGGUUGUUUAUAAAAUGCACAUUUACUGCCCUAAUAAGAUAAUAAUUCACAGCAGACCAUCAGUGCUCAAACACGACAAUAUUUGUUUGUGUGUAUACUUCAUAUGAAGUGGUUUGGUAUGAACACUAUAACAAGCAGACACAGAUGCCUCCAUUUGAGACUAUGUAAAUUUAACAUUUAAGGACCUCUUCGAUUUCUGAGCCUACAAAUACAGCAAUUUCCUUUUACUGCGAAGACAUUUUUACAGGAUUUAUAACUUAAUGUAACUAAGAUUCUGUGUUUAUAUGUACAAAUAUCAGUUUCACAUGUUGAAAGAGCAACAUCUUGGCAAUCUAAAGUAUGUCAGUAUGUAUGUGUGCGUGACUAAGUGUGUGUUAGUGCUACAGAAAGAGGGGCGAAAGAGAAAAUGUUUACUAUGUGUUAUGAUGAUUAUCAGACUCUGGAUGUGUGGUUGGUCUCAAGGGAGAACUGAGCCUACCACGUUUAAUACAAAAUGGCCUUAAUAUGUGUCUCUCUGUUUUAACUGGGGACCAUGUGGAUGUUUGUAGAUGUUGUUGGGCAGAUCUGAUGGCAGUGUGGUGUUACAGCCUGUCAUAGUCUCAAUAAGUAAGAUUGGGAGAAAGACCAAUCUCAGUACAGAAUGAUUUACAUUUUCCCUGAGCAAACCUUUGCCUUCUUGGUUUGUGUGUUGCUGAAUGCUACAGUAUAUCUUGUGAAAGGUUUUAGUUGGACUCUAAAAAGCAUUGAUGCUGCACCUCAAGGUUUUGUAUGUAUUAAAAUGCCGAAACACUGUAUUCAACUAAUGUUCAAUUUGUAAUUCAUAGCUCGUAUCAAUAGCAGAAUUCAUGACAACAGGACAUAUGUAGUUUGGAUGUUUUUGCCCUGUACGCUUACUGUGACUCAUUAUUACAUUUAUUUUAUUUUCUUGUUUUACUCUGCUUACAUUAUCAUUGUUUCUAUGUGGGUCUGAGUAUCUGAUUAGUUAAGCUGUAUAAUCAGUAUUUGCCCAAGUUGGUAGCUCGUACAGCUUUGCUGAGUCUUGCAGUUUGCAUGAGCAAGUACAUUUAGAACUUCUUUUUAAUUAUGCACAAGAGAAUUUUGAAAUUAUAAGCAGAUGUCUGUGUGUGAUUAUGUGCAAAAGCUUCUCAUAUGGCAGCAUCUCUGUCAGAAUAAGUAUCUUCAAUCAAUGACCUCAUAUGAUCCAGCUGGAAGUACAACACUGGGAGUCAAAUGCAAGUUAUCCUUCAACUUUUUUUAAAAAGAAAGUUACUGCUACUA